This is a messenger RNA of Culicoides brevitarsis, 2426 nucleotides long. RefSeq names its product protein neuralized (gene neur). The transcript has 2 exons. NCBI's taxonomy places the organism in Eukaryota, Metazoa, Arthropoda, Insecta, Diptera, Ceratopogonidae. The record is from RefSeq and is a predicted model, not a curated record. The coding region runs from base 217 to 2031 and encodes 604 amino acids. Gene Ontology annotation, molecular function: ubiquitin protein ligase activity.
UUUAACGAAUACAAGCAUUUUUAGAUAAUUAACUUAAUUAAAUUCUUAUCGAAAUUCUCGUAUAUCAAAUUUUAUAAUCGGCGAGAUAUGCGUCAAAAUACCCGUGAAGCAAAGAAAUCAUUUUUUUAAUCAAUAGGAUUUAGCGAGUAUAAUGGUCAUUCUUAAGCAAAUAAAGUGAUAUUCCUAUAAGAAUUAAUGCUACAAUAGAGCAAGACAAUGGGACAAACAAUAACAACAUCACCCAGAAACCAAUUAUCAUGCCCGGGUCCCAACAAUUUGCCUCCAUUGACGUUCCAUGCUGUGCAUGGUGAUAACAUUCGCAUUUCUCGCGACGGUCAUACCGCUCGACGUGUCGAAAGUUUUUGCAAAGGUGUCACUUUUAGUGCGCGCCCUCUACGUGUCAACGAACGCGUUUGCGUGAGAUUUACUGAGAUCAGUACAAACUGGAGCGGCGUCAUCCGUUUCGGCUUCACAUCAGUCGAUCCCGCGUCGAUGCGUUACAACCUGCCAAAGUAUGCGUGUCCCGAUUUGACAAAUAAACCAGGAUUUUGGGCCAAAGCGUUACAUGAAAGAUAUUGCGUGCGAAAUAACGUCCUUUUUUACUACGUAAACGCAUCGGGUGACGUUCAUUUCGGCAUCAAUGGCGAAGAAAAGGGAGUUUUUAUGACAGAUGUUGAUGCGCGCGCCCCCUUGUGGGCUGUCAUCGAUGUAUAUGGCAACUCGACUGUCAUUGAAUUCCUCGAUUCGCGUAUUUAUGCAUUCCAACAACAGCAGCAGCAGCAACAACAACAACAACCACGUCAUAUGCAUCCGCAUCAUCCUCAUCAUCAUCAUCAAAGAAGCAUCAGUGCCCAAUCCGUCGCAAGCCCAAUCGAGCCAAAUCACGAACCAAAUCAAAUUAUCGCCGCCAUGGAUGCCCUCAGUAUACACAGCGGCAACAGUAGCAACUCCGAAGCGCCAAUCCAAAUACCUCCAUUACGUUUUACCCCCGCCUCUGUCGUAGUUCCUGCCCCUUUUCAUUGCACACGUGGGCGUAACAUAAAAUUCCUCAGUGCUGAACGAAACAUUGCCCUUCGCAACGAAUCCGAAUUCUGCCAAGGAUACGUUUUCACAUCACGUCCCAUUAAAAUCGGCGAAAAGUUCAUCAUUCAAAUCCUGAAAACGGAAAAUAUGUAUGUCGGUUCAAUGGCUUUAGGUUUAACCUCAUGCGAUCCUGCCUUACUUCAACCGCAUUGUGAUCUCCCCGAUGACUCGGAUCUGCUUCUCGAUCGUCGCGAAUACUGGGUUUUGAGUAAAGAUGUCGCCGACUUGCAAAAAUAUGACGAAAUCAAGUUCUGUUUGAUGCCAAACGGUGAAUUGCAGAUCAGUAAAAAUGGCGGACCAUCACGCGUUGUUAUGCACGUUGAUCAAAGCCUAACCUUAUGGGCCUUUUUGGAUGUCUAUGGCUCCACGCAAAGUGUCAGUAUGUAUAGCGAAUAUAUGCCAGCACAGCCUCAACGACACAUUGUUCAAGUACCUGAACUGUCGACAAGUCAACCGAGCAUCGCUGCCAGCAACGCCAACAAUUGUACGAACACACGGAUCUCUUUGAGCACCGCAGCGCCCUCUAGCGACAUGAUUCAGCUGCAAACGGGCGGCACUGUGUUAGUAGUUAAUUUGCCGCCGGCACAGCACGAAGGUACUCGCAGAACUAGUCAACGUAUCUCAGCGGCGAUCCCGCAACAGCCAAAUCAGGAAUUAGUCAGUCCGCAGUGUGCCCAAUAUUGCGAAACUUCGUUAUCGACAACGACGAGCAAUAAUGCCGCCAAUUAUGCGACGCUUCAAACGUGGCAGGAUAAUGGAUGCAAUGCCAAUAACAAUAGCGGCGAAUGCAUCAUCUGCUACACGAAAAAGAUCGAUUCGGUACUUUACAGCUGCGGACACAUGUCAAUGUGUUACGAAUGUGCGAUCAAACAAUGGCGCAUGGGAACGGGACACUGUCCUUUGUGCAGAGCCGUCAUCAAAGACGUCAUUCGUACCUACAAGACCUAAGAAAAUAGAAGAAAAAAGUUAAAAGACACAAAAAAAAUACCAAAGACUAUCACCAAUCAAAUUGUAACACAAAGAAAGGCAUUCACAUGAAAAAAAAUAUAAAAUAAUAUAAAAGAAGAAGAGAUUUAACGAAAAAAAUGGCAUGAAACUAUUAUAACUAGGCACGUUUUAUUCUUAAUAAUAUUCUGAAAAAUUUUAAAAAUUAAAAAAAAAAAGACGAGAAUCUCUAUGAAACUCUCUGAUAGACUAAAUUUUUAUAAUUUUUGAACAAAACGACGGUCAGUAAAAAAAAAACAAAUUUUAUGAAUUAAGCAUUUAUUCGAUGAAAAAAGCAAUCAAGUCAUAAUUUUAAGUUCCGCGUUUAAGCUAACUAUUAUUAUUGAUGAACAAUUAAA